AGCGGUAGAAUGUUGUGCAGCGCGUGGCGUAAAAUAUAAAAUAAAAGCUAUGAACGGCUUCCGAUUCCUUCGUGCGACCCUUCGGCGGCCGGCUCGGGGCUUCUGUAACUGCGAGGCGCCAAGGCGGUUGGGGGCGGCGCGGCCGCCAGGCGCCCUCGCGAGGCUCCAUCGCGCCUGCGCGGCAGUAGUACCGAAAAUGGGCGACUCGGAGGACGAGUUCCGGCUGCUGGUCCCGCCGGGGCGCCGGCGGGGGGCGGCUCCAGUCGUUCGCGGCGAGUGCGGCCGGCCCGGGGGGGAGCGCGGGCCUCUCGGGGCGGCCGGAGCUGCUCCCGGCGCCGGGCCGCUCACUCUCCUGGUGGACGGCGGGCGGGAGCGGGACGGCGCCCCUUCGGCGGCGCGCCCGGCCGGGAGGAAGAGGCGGAAGGCGGCGGCGGCCGGGGAGCUGCUCACGGCCCUGGCGAUGUCGCGCUCGGGGGCCGGGCCGGGCGGGAAGCGGCCCAGGGCAGAGAAGAGGGACCGCGGGAAGCCGCCGCCGCCGCUGCUGCUUCAAGGGCCAGAGGAGGCCCGCCGAGGACUCGAGGCCCGGGCGGCCUUGCUGCUCUCCGAGGCCCCGGCGGCCCCCUGCACUCCCCCCCUGCCCACCAGCCGGUGGCGGGAGGCCGCAGUGGGGAGCCUGGCCGAGCCUGAAGACAGCCGCUGCUCGCUGUGGGAGCUGAGUUCGUUAACGGGCCGGUGCGCCCCCGACGGCGUGGCGGCGCACUGGGCAGAGGAGAGGCGGGAGUUCAGCAUGUCUGCGGCAUUACCAGAGUCUGGCAGAUCUCCAGAGGUGGAGCAUUUCCCAAGCAGAAUUUGUGGGUAUUUUCAAGAGAACAGUCCUGGACAUCCAAAGAAACUAGCUCAUCAGAGAGAUGCUGAUACCCUGCAGGAUCUCCUGGAACUGGCUGGGGAAGGGCUCACGCUCACACAGUGGAACUUGGAUAUUCGGCAGCUGGAGCGACCAGAACAAGAACAGAAGCCAGGUGUUCUGCAAAAUACUUUUAUUCGGUUAUUGCAGCAGCAGCAGCAGCAGCAGCAACUGUCCCAGAAACGCUCUUGUGAAACAGUAAGGACAAUUUUCCCCCUUGAUUCACUGGCUGCUGCCUUCAAGGAGAUGGUCAACAAUCCUCAUUUGAGUGAUAUCCAGAUCCAGGUGGACAGUGGGGAAAUCCUCUAUGCUCAUAUGUUUGUAUUGUAUGCACGGUGUCCUCAGCUUUUACAAUUUGUUGGCCAUAGAAGUUUUGUGGUGGCUGAAGAUGGAGAAGUUAGAGCGUGCCGUGUACUGUUGCAUGACACUCCAAGGGAGGCUGUUGCUCUGUUCUUGAACUACCUCUACACAGCUGAGCAUUUCAUACCUCAGCAUUUGCUGUCAGAUGUGGCUGACCUGGCAAUAAGGUUUGGAGUGAAAGAAUUGGCUGUUCUUUGUGAAGGCCAGCCUAGUGAAGGGAUAUGUAUAGAAAAAUCAGCGGAUGAUAAAGACAGACCUGGAACUUUUGAAGAACUCCUGAAGUCCAUGUGGCCAGAUGAAGAUGAAGAAACUGCACCAAAAUCUGUACGCAGAGAUGAAAUCAGUGACAGUAUGAACGACCAAGAACUAGAGGAGAUUUACACGUUUGUGGCUACCCAGCGCAGAAUGACCCCUGAUGAAGUGAGGAAUGAAAAGGUCUGCGUUGAAUGCAGACAUGAUGAAGGGGAAGAGAAAAUUGGCCAGGAUGGUGCUUCCUGCCCAAGAAAGGUUCUGGAAAAGUCCACAAGAGGCAUGACAAUUAGGAAAGGUGAAAUAAAAUGUGGUCUAGAGUCAUCCAAAUUGAAAAACUCUGUUGCCGGCACAGAAAAGGAUCUGAGAAAAUUUUCUGUUGAGUUCCAGCAGGAUUUUGAGGAAAUAGUGCCCUUCAGAGCAGGUACUAGAAAAGAAACCACAAGUGAGGUUCUUCUUGGGUUAGCUGGGAUUUCCAGUCAAAGAAAUCAUCUGGAGAGCUCUGCAACCCAAUUUUCUGUCUCAGAAAUGAAAUGUUCUCUCUGGGAGCCGAGUAUUGAUAUAGCUGAAAAAGAAACCACAUCAAGAAAUUUUCCAAGACUCUUUCAAGUGCCAGCAGUAGAUCUCCAGGUGACUUUGUCAAGGGACCUAGAAGCUCCUUUGUCUCUGCUUACAUAUGCAUCACAGCCAAACAUACUAGAUAGGCUUCCCUCUCAAAAUGAUAAGCAAAAGAAUAUAAAGAGGAAGGGAGAGGCUCCUGUCAGCAGCCUGGAGAAGCCUGGUGGAGUAAGUCCUUGUAAUCGGGAUGUUAAGAGUAACGAUAUUGUGGUACUGGAUUCUGAUGAAGAGCUGGAACAGGAGGCAGGAAAGAAACAGGUAGAGGCUACUUCAGGCUUCUCUAGACAGCAGUCACGGCAAAAAGCGAGCCCUGUUGCAGAUGUCUUGAACUGCUGGAGCCCAUCCCUUCCCCGACAGGGCGUGAGUAAAGUGGGUGAUUGGUUGGGCUCACUAGUUUGUGAUGAGGCACAACCUUUGGGUGAAAGCCAUCAGCCCUUGAACCUGAGUAGUCAAAAAGAAGGCAGCUGCUGGGAAGGUUUGGGCUGGAGUGAAGGAAGGACAUUGGUGGUGCCUGAAACUCCUCUGUCAGCCUGGAAUAGCAUGGAUGACAUGCAGGUUGAAAAAUCCAGGUUGAAUUCUGGCCUUGAAAAGCAAUGGACUCAAGAAACCCAGAUAAGACAGUUCUCUUGCAGCUAUAAACCUCUGCCAGUGCUUUUAUCUACCUCUUUGCUUGAAACAGUGAAGCCUGACAAUGGCCCAUGUGCAAGAGAGAGAGAUGUGGUGGUUGUGGAUGACAGCGAGGAGGAGCAGGAAGUGGGGCCACCAUUCUCAAGGGGUAUCUUUGCAGAACCUUUGGAGAUGAUAACUGUAAAUGCCAGAAAUCCUUUGGGGACUUCCGUAGAUGUUUUUGAUGUGCAGGACAAUAACCCUGUUACUGUUGGUAGUAGCAUAGCUAAUUCAGCAGCCACAUUCCAUUCUGGAGUGGGAGAUUUGCUAUUGCACAACUCUCAGAAUUGGUCUGGAGAAGACUCUGACAGCAGUGAAGUUCUUCCUGUCUCCCAAAGUUUGUCUGCUUCCAUACCUGUUCCAAAGAUUUCUGAUCUUACCUGCCAAGCCAGAGAAAUCUCUUGCAUUACUCCGCAGAUGUCCUUCCCACCUUAUUCGAGCAUGGACACCCCAGAGCUGAAGAAGGAACUGAGCAGGUUUGGUGUCCGUGCUCUCCCAAAGCAGCAGAUGGUUUUAAAACUGAAGGAGAUAUUUAAGUUUACACACCAACAGGCAGGAACCAACUCCAAGAAAAAGGCUGUUUCAGUUGCUACCAGUUCCUUUCAGAAGCUGCAGCAAAAAUUUGUUUCCCCUUAUCUGAUGCUUCAGGGGAGCCAAAAUACCAAUAGCUUUACAGAUAUCUCUGAAGGAGGUAAUCAGAGGCCAGAGGCUGGAUUUGGGUGGCCAAAGGGAGCAACUGUUCCUGCAAACAGAUUAACUAUUGGAGGUGGCACUGGAGAUCUAAUCCUUACAGCUUCUCAAGAGUCAGCUGGAUCAUCAGGCGCUGGAAGUGAGACUUGUGCAACAUCUCAGAGUUCAUCAACAGAGUUUGAAAUUAGCAUGCUGGCAGAGAAAGAGGAAGAUGUCCCAGCCUCUCAGAUUGCAGAGACUGGUGAGGUGCGGAAACUGGAAAUCUUGAAGCACUAUAUUCAUUCCAACCCAUCUCUUUGCCAGCAAAUUCUGCUGUAUCAGCCCAUUGAACUGUCUGUACUGCAUGCAGAACUGAAGGAAAAUGGCAUAAGGAUUGCAUUGGACAAGUUAUUGGAUUUUUUGGAUGCCAACUGCAUCACAUUUACCACUGCAGAAGCUCGGAGAGAAAAGAAACAGCACCUCCAUAGAUCCAAGAAAAAAGGGCGAAGGUGAUGCUGAGCUCGUUGGAUCUGGUAGUCUCCCAAAAUAUGAACUCCUGGAGGUUUCCUGCUCUGCAACUUUCCAGUCAGCUGCCACUUUCUUUGCUCUAUCCUGUAUUUUUUUUUUUUUUUUGGAAAAAUCUGUGCAGGGGUUUGUAGUGAGUUUAAUCCCUUUAGGCCAAAAUUUGGCUUGGACAAUGGAUAGCUUGCAUCCUAAGAGCAGCUUUGGAAAGGUGUGUUUUGAUUGCAGAAAGUGGGACCGUCAGCCCACUUUCCCACUGGCUUAGAUAUGGAUUAUCUCAGUUUGGUAAUAAAAGACUUUGUUUUCUAAGGAUUUAAAUGUCUUUCUACAGACUGCAGCUGAUGUGGGCCAGUCAAGCUUAAUUUGGUUCAUUUGCCCAAAUUGCAGUUUCAUGAGUUGCUGUGUCAGAGUUGGCCACUUGCAACACCUGUACUCAGAGUUGCAUCGAAUCCUGAUGAGUGAUUUCAGCAUACCUUUUAGGGACAACCUGUUAAUGCCUAGAAGUCUGUUCAGCACAUCCUUUCCCCAGGUGUAAAAUACAGGGCUAUGGCUGACUGAUGGAGGGAAAAGCUUACUCCUUCAUUUGCAAAAAUAACUUUCAAGUUUAUGCAGCCUGAGACAACCACCAAAACUGUCUCCCAGGAGGCACUUGCUGUGGUGUAUUUAAGCAAAAAAAAAAAAAAAAACUGGGGAGGAGAGAGGAGCUGCAUUUAGCAAGAUACACAUAAUGUGAGGGCAAAGUAUUUACUGACCACACACUAAACUCUUGCUUCUCAAAGACUUGACAGGCCAGGAACUGAAACUGUUAAAACUUGUAUAUGGAGAUGGUAAUGCAUUCCUUAUUUUAGACUGCCUAAACUAUACUAUUGUUUUCAUUUACUUUCUGCCAUGUUAAAAAAGCAAAGAAAUUAUGUAUUGAAUGUGAGCAAAUAUA
This is a messenger RNA of Candoia aspera, 4922 nucleotides long. It is a transcript of the gene SLX4, whose product is annotated as SLX4 structure-specific endonuclease subunit. The transcript is spliced from 10 exons. Lineage: Eukaryota; Metazoa; Chordata; Lepidosauria; Squamata; Candoiidae. The record is from RefSeq and is a predicted model, not a curated record. Gene Ontology annotation, biological process: DNA repair; resolution of meiotic recombination intermediates; DNA replication. Gene Ontology annotation, molecular function: protein binding. Gene Ontology annotation, cellular component: Slx1-Slx4 complex; nucleus. Bases 50 to 3979 code for a protein of 1309 amino acids.